GGGGGACCUGUGGGUUAGACUGAUAUGGCUUCUUAGCUUUGGGUCUAGGCCUGUAGCCAGCCUCAAAAAAAUAAAAAUAAUAAAUGAUUUUUUUUUACAGAAGUCAAGGGAGGCAGGUUUUAAAACGUUCAGUGAAAAUAGUCAGUGAGGCUGGGGAGGGAAGAGAAUUUUUUGGCGUGGCAGUACCACACACCAUGCCACCAGCUGGCUACAGGCCUGUUUGGUACCCCAGAUAUGGUUGGACCACAGUGCUUGUCAUCCUCCCCUGUGGCUUGGCAAUUCCUCAGUUAGACUGAGGGGGAAGGACAGACACCCCCCUACCCCAGGUCGCUUAGGGAGGUGGUCGUGCCUGGGACUUUUGCACACAGCAGCAGGCUUCUCCUUUCAGGCUUCAGGAUCCUGAUAUGUCAGAUGAAAAAUGCCCCAAAUAAAACUAAACGGCAUCACUGUGGACUUUCCGUUUCAACCCUACAAAUGUCAGGAAGAAUACAUGUCCAAAGUGCUGGAAUGCCUGCAAAAGCAAGUGAAUGGGAUUUUGGAGAGCCCCACAGGCACGGGGAAGACACUGUGCCUCCUGUGUUCGACCCUGGCUUGGCAAGAAUGCUUCAAAGAUGCCAUCUCUGCACAGAAGAUUGCCCAGCGCCUGAAAGGUGCAGAACUCUUCCCUGACCGACCAGUGUCAUCUUGGGGUAAUGCUGCUACACUUGCUGAUGUCCCUGCUUAUUACACGGAUGUUCCUAAAAUAAUUUACGCCUCUAGAACUCAUUCUCAGCUCACUCAGGUCAUCAGUGAAUUAAAGAACACAGUUUACAGGCCGAAAGUAUGUGUACUAGGUUCCAGGGAGCAGCUUUGCAUCCACCCUGAAGUUAAAAAGCAGGAAAGUAACCAUCUGCAGAUCCACAUGUGCCGCAUGAAAGUAGCAACUCGCGCGUGUCAUUUCUAUAACAACGUGGAAGAGAAGAGCACUGAGAGAGACCUGAUCAACUCCAUCUUAGAUAUUGAAGACCUUGUUAAAAAUGGAAACAAGCACAGAGUUUGUCCCUAUUAUCUCUCUCGGAGUCUGAAGCAGCAAGCUGAGAUCAUUUUUAUGCCUUAUAACUAUUUACUGGACUCAAAGAGUCGAAAAUCUCACAACUUAGACUUGAAGGGGACUGUAGUGAUACUUGAUGAAGCUCACAAUGUGGAGAGGCUGUGUGAGGAGUUGGCAUCAUUUGACCUGACCCCCUAUGACUUAGCUUCAGCUGUGGAUGCCAUCAAUAUAGUGUUGGAAAAACAAGCCAAAGAAAUUCAACAGAAUGACAUCGAUUCCGGAUUCAGUGUGGAGCAUAUCAGCUCAGGACUAAAUAUGGAGCUUGAAGAUAUAGCAAAGAUAAAGAGGAUUCUUCUUCAACUGGAAACUGUUAUUGAUGCUGUGGAGCUGCCACCAACUGGAAGUGGAGUCACUAAGGAUGGAAGCUACAUAUUUGAUCUGUUUGCGAAGGCCCAGAUCACCUUCCAAACCUGGGCUUCUAUCCAUGAGUCUCUAGAACAAAUUCUACAGUAUUUAGCAGGACGUACUGGGAUAUUUACCAACACUGCUGGGUUGCAUAAAAUUGCAGACAUAAUCCAGGUUGUUUUUAACUUUGGUCCAUCAGAGGCUGCAUCUAGUCUGACACCAGGGUGCUCAGUAUCAAAAUAUUAUAAGGUCCACAUUCACCCAGACAUGGGUAAUCAGAAAAAGAAGCAGAGGACGGACCUCUGGAGUUCAUCAGUAACUAAAAAACAAGGGAAAAUCCUGAGUUAUUGGUGUUUCAGUCCUGGAUACAGCAUGCAUGAAUUGGUCCGUCAGGGAGUUCGGACAAUUAUUCUCACAAGUGGAACCCUCUCCCCAAUUUCCUCUUUUACUAUGGAAAUGCAGAUACCAUUCCCAGUUUGUUUGGAAAAUCCACAUGUUAUCGAUAAACACCAGAUCUGGGUGGGAAUAAUACCCAAGGGACCUGACGGAGGUCUGUUGAGCUCCACCUAUGAAAAAAGAUUUUCAAAAGAAUGCCUAUCUUCUCUUGGGAAAACAAUUGGUAAUCUUGUUCGAAUCAUACCACACGGGCUGCUCGUGUUCUUCCCAUCAUAUCCUGUCAUGGAUAAAAGCCUGGAAUACUGGAGAGAACAUGAUUUUGCUGGAAAAAUAGAAGCAGUGAAGCCAAUGUUUGUGGAACCAAGAAGCAAAGGAACUUUCACAGAGGUAAUAGAUGCGUACUAUGAGAAGAUUGUCUGUCCUAAGACCAAUGGUGCAGUUUUCUUUGCGGUAUGCCGUGGAAAGGCUAGCGAAGGUUUUGACUUUGCUGAUAGGAACGGCAGAGGUGUUAUUAUCACGGGCCUUCCUUUCCCACCUCGCAUGGACCCCAGAAUCAUUUUAAAGAUGCAGUUUUUGGAUGAGAUGAGGGCCAAAGGUGGUGGUGGACAGUAUUUAUCUGGAAACAACUGGUACAAGCAGCAGGCAUCUCGUGCAGUGAACCAAGCCAUUGGCAGAGUCAUCCGCCAUCGGGAGGAUUAUGGGGCCAUCUUCCUCUGUGACCACAGGUUCAUGAAUACAGAUGCAAGAGCCCAACUGCCUUCCUGGAUCCGUCCUUAUGUGAAGAUUUAUGAAAAUUUUGGGCAUGUGGUUAGAGAGGCAUCACAGUUCUUCCGUGUUGCGCACAAAAUUAUGCCGCCACCUCCCGCUCGUGAUCUCUCUUGCACCACCGCCACUGGAGAGGAGGCUGCCUCCACAUCUUCUGCUUCAUGUCAACAGUUCCUUUCUGUGACAAAAGCCAGCAGUUUCGAUGACCAUGUUCCUAGUUUGAAAAGGAAGAGAAUAGAUAAUGGAGUGGCCAACUUGUGUGUAGAGUAUGAUCAGGGUCUGACCUCCUCAAGAAGACAGCCUAGUGGCCUCCUGGAUGCACUGAAGCACAAUGAAAGGAACUGUGGAGAGGCAGCGGAGGAAGAGAGUUUGCCAGGAGAAGAAAAGGCAAAACGUUUGUCAACUCUUUCCCUUCAGUAUGAGAAGAAGCUUAUGGAUGGGCAGAAAGGAGGCAGGAAGAAAAUCAAGAUAGUCAGCAAUCUGCAGGCAGCCUGUAAAGAACCAGAUCCCUCCGAGCCCAAAAAAGCCAGGGCUGCAGCCUUUAUUGCAACAGUAAAGCAAUCCCUGAGCCAGCUGAAUUUUGAUAUGUUCUCACGAGCUCUCCAGCAGUACAAGAGCACAGAUGACUUCGACACCAUGUUAUCUCAGAUGAGUGCGCUUUUCACCGAAGAACAGAAAAAGCAUGUCCUGUUGCAAGAAUUUUACCAGUUUGUUCGGCCACAUCACAAAAAACAGUUUGAUGAAGCUUGCCAGAGCCUGACCGGAGUGGGCUGCGGCUAUAAACCUGAGCACAGUCUACAACGAGAAGAGAGACUGCUGUUGGCCAAGAAGGAAGAGAAGGAAUGUGGGGAAAAGUUCACAUCCUUGGAGAGUUCUUCCAGACAGCUCAACUCUGAGCAGCAUUUGAACAGAGGAGGAUUUCACCUGUCUUCUGGGUUGGAUGUCACAGGAGGAAGCUUUCCCCAUCUGCUAGGUGAUCCCUCCAAAACAGCAUCCAGUUCUCUAAAGGGGAGCCACAAUCAGGCAAUCCAAUCAGCAUACAUGAGAGACCUCAAGAUGGCUCUGGACAAAAGCAGCAUCAGUAGCUUCUUCUCGGCAGUGUCGGCAUACAAGAAGACAGAUGACUAUGAUGCCAUGGUGUCUGUGGUUGCGGCCCUCACCACGGACAAGCCAGAAAAUUUCCACCUCCUUCAAAGGUUCUCCAUGUUUGUGCGCCCCCAUCACCAGAAGCAAUUCAAACAGAUGUGCAAAGACCUGAUUGGAGAUAAUUGCCCCAAAGAAAGUGAAAGGAUUCUGUUGCCAGCACAGGAAGGGCGUUCCCUUGAUUUGGCGGGCUCAUGCCAUGCUCUGGAAGAGAGUGACACUCAGGAUAAAGCUGCCGGUCCAGCGCCAGGCACUUCCAAGAAUGGGAUGCCAGGAAAAAUCCAGAGUACUAUUUUGUCCUUCUGCAGUAGCCAAACAAGCAGUCUUAAAUCUCAGAAGAAGGAUAAAGCACAAACUCAGAAUACAGGAAGUCUCUCUGUUUUGGCAUCCCAUGCAGAGCCUUCAUUGGAUACUUCCAAGCGUGAGACACUAGCGAAGUUCCAGAGCACAGCCUCUUCCACCAGCAACUGUGAGAAACAGAAGACCAAGACGGAAGGAAGUCCUAGCAAAGUACGAGCACCCACAGAUUCUGGCAGCCUGUCCAUCUCACCAAUAACUGGAGGAUUCCAGUGUGUUAAAUGCAAAUCUGAGCGUGGUGUGCCUUUUCAGUGCCAGCUAUGUGCCUUCACUUGCUGCAAAGCAUGCUGGAAGAGUCUCUUAAAGAUUGUCAAGAAAUGCCCAGAAUGCCAAGCUGACACUAAGAGAAGGCAUUUAGCCCUAUCUUAUUGGCCAGAUCUCCAGUGAGGCACAGUGAUGGCAUCAGUCACUUAAGCAGGCAAAAACUGUCCAGGAUGCUCUUACCAUGGAAAAGAACAAGAGUGAAAAUUCAUUCAAGUAAAAUUUGUUGUUCUUUGGGCUGCUUUGUUUCCUUACAUUGUUUUCUCUUUCCUAAGUUCAUCUGUCAAAAUUGAUCUUGACUCAAAAAGUGAGAGAAGCAGGAUUACAAUUAUCCAGAUCUUUUUUAAUGUCUCCACACUUUUGUGUCCUUCAACCACUUUAUGACAACAUCUAAACAAAAGCAUUAAAACCGCAUCAUUUUACUGAUUUACUGAUCUUUCCAUUGGGGUUUCAUACUGCAAAUGCCUGCCAUGUCGAGCACGGUAUGAAAAAAACUGCAUGGAGCCUAUUUUUUGUCCUGGAUGAAGCAUCAUUCCACAUGGUUCUUACCCUGAGUAUUUCUUGCAGCAGCAGGUGUGUGAGUGCAGGACUGCUUGUGUUUCUUGGGGUUGCUUUGUAAAAUAAUUAAUCAUUCAGUGAACUGCAAAAAGCUCUUGACAUGAGUUCUGACAGUCUUAGGGGAUUAUGUCAGCCAGCUGCUUAACCUAGAACAGUCAGGGUAAACUAAACAAAUAGAAAAAUGGCAAUUUAAAAAGUUUUAGCUGCUCAGCAGAAGGUGACAUAUUUGCAUGUUCAGAUCAAGAUCAUUUUGCCCAGGCCUGAGGUUAACUCAAUCUCAUACUUUCUUUCCUCUUAAGUACCUCAUGUUCUCCUGAACCCUCCACCAAUAAAAAUUGGAGAGAUUCUGUUCUAUAUCUUUGUUUCUUCUGCCUUCUAUUUUUUAAAAGAGUGUCUGAAUAAAGCAAUCAAGAGUG
This is a messenger RNA of Hemicordylus capensis (graceful crag lizard), 5331 nucleotides long. It is a transcript of the gene RTEL1, whose product is annotated as regulator of telomere elongation helicase 1. NCBI's taxonomy places the organism in Eukaryota, Metazoa, Chordata, Lepidosauria, Squamata, Cordylidae. Gene Ontology annotation, biological process: DNA repair; negative regulation of DNA recombination; negative regulation of t-circle formation. Gene Ontology annotation, molecular function: DNA helicase activity; ATP binding; DNA binding. The transcript is spliced from 37 exons. Gene Ontology annotation, cellular component: nucleus. The record is from RefSeq and is a predicted model, not a curated record. The coding region runs from base 419 to 4483 and encodes 1354 amino acids.